Messenger RNA from Racocetra fulgida, 192 nucleotides. The record is from the annotation of a GenBank genome assembly. Lineage: Eukaryota; Fungi; Glomeromycota; Glomeromycetes; Diversisporales; Gigasporaceae.
AUGUCUCCAAAAAAAAUAAAUAUCACAUAUGAUAAAGGAACAGAAACAUCAUAUACAGGUGAUAAAGGAGCAGAAACACCAAAUUCAAUGCCACUAAUGACGAAGAAUCCAAAUAUAGAUGACGAUAACAUUAACUACGCCAUAAGCGAUGACACCAAGGGUGACGACACUAUUAAGAGUAAGUUACUAUAA